UUUUACUGCUUUACGCCUCCCUCUCCAGAUAUUACUUAAACGAUUAACUCUGCUGCAACAUAUUUUCUGUAAAACAUCACGCUUUGCUUUAAAGAUGUUUUCCAGGAUCUGCUGCAUCGGGAAAAACACAAAAACGCCCUUUACUUUCAUCUAGCCUCAGGUGCCAAUUGCAAUUAUGGAGGCCUAAAUGGUGAAGAGUUUUGGGGGGGAGGAAUCUUUCCCCUCGGAGUAGAUGGACACUUAUGUUGGAGUGUACAGAGAUCUGAAGGAGUUGCCUUUUGUAAAAUAAGAUAGUUUAACAUAAAGUGAACUUAUUUUUUAAAGAACUGGAAUAUAUUUAUAUGGUUUUGUACAGAAGACUUUGUAUUUUCUUUAAUGCUAGUGAUUGUUUCAUUGGUUUUAUUGAAUGUCUGUCUGACAUGGUGGACUGAGAUGAGGUAGAUCCCCUCACUAUGGGGUUGCUAGGGUGCCGUGGAACCUCAACACAUGCACAAUUCUAGCACCCUAAAUUCACUGUUGAAUGUAUUCCUUGCUUUUGUUCUGUUUCUUUCUUCUAGCGUAAUUCAUAGCAAAACUUUUGAGAAAUUUAAACACCGGGUUGGUGUAGUAUUUCUUGAUUAUUUUUGGUGGAGGUCAGGUGUGUUGAGGAUUUUUGGGUAACUGUGGGAUAGCAGCUUAGCUAAAAUGAGUCUUGAAACCCCGGACUGCACGUCGAAGUGCCGUUCAGUUCGGCAUGCUGAGGAGGUCAUCGCUGCAUUGACCAGCGGUUCAGAGAGCCGUUUGCGGAGCUACCUGUCUGCGCAUUGUCACAACGCAGCUACGCUGCGGGAUGCACACGGUCGCACAGCUCUCCACCUCGCAGCUUCGCUGGGCAAACGCGACCUUCUAGAGUGGCUCCUGGAAAGCAAGAACUCUGACCUGCUGGCAAAGGACAAAGAAUCGGGGUGGACUGCCCUGCAUCGCAGUGCCUUCUAUGGCCAGAUUCACUGCCUCAUUACUCUCAUCAAGCAUGGGGGAACACUGUCCAUCCAAGACAAAGAGGGGCUUUCUGUUUUAGAUCUUACCAUGAAGGACCGACCUGCUCAUGUUUCGUUCCAAAACACUGAUCCUACUGAAGUGUACACUUGGGGAAGCAACACAAAUUUUAGUCUUGGGCAUGGAAACCAGAAGAACAGGCACCAUCCUGAGAUUGUGGACCUGUUUUCUAGGUCUGGUAUCUAUGUGAAACAGGUGGUUUUGUGCAAGUUCCACACUGUCUUCCUGUCCCAGAAGGGUCAGGUUUACACGUGUGGACAUGGACAGGGGGGACGACUUGGACAUGGUGAUGAACAGACGUAUCUGGUUCCCCGGAUAGUGGACGGACUUUUGUCCCAACACUGCUCGCAGGUCGCGGCAGCCCGAGAUCACACCGUGGUUCUGACAGAAGAAGGGUACGUCUACACGUUUGGGCUUAACACUCACCAUCAGCUGGGUCUGGCACCUCCACCUGCCUCCAGCCAAGUUCCCAAACAGGUGACAUCUAAGUCUCUGAAAGGGAGGACUGUGAUUGGUGUUGCAGCUGGCAGGUUUCACACAGUUCUUUGGACUCGAGAUGCGGUGUAUACCAUAGGGUUAAAUGGUGGCCAGCUGGGUUACCAACUGGAGCCCAACGGUGAGAAGUGCGUGACUGUCCCUCGGCAGGUGUCUGCUUUGCAUCACAAGGAUGUGACCAUCGCCAUGGUCGCAGCAAGCAACGGGGCCACUGUGUGCGUGACCGAAAAGGGAGACGUGUACCUACUGGUGGAUUAUCAGUGCAAGAAACUUGCAUCUAAACAGCUGAAUCUGAAGAAGGUUCUUGUGAACGGUGGUAGUUUGGACCAUCGGGUUGAUCCUCAGUUACUGCAUGAUGCUGGAGGAGAGAAGCUGGUCAUUUUGGCUCUAGAUGAAGCUGGAAGGGUGUUUUGCUGGCGCUCAACAGGCAUGGCAGUGAGACAGUGCCGCUGGGCGUAUGCGCGACAGGUCUUUAUGUCAGACAUUGCUCUGAGUAAGACCAGCAUGAUGUUUGUCACUCAGGAUGGAGAAGGAUUUAGUGGACAGUGGCUUGGCCAGUAUAAGAAAGCUGUGGACAAAAAAGAUGGUUUGGAGGUGUCUGGGGCCUCAGACAGUAGUGCUGUUUAUGAACGGAUCCGUCUGGAGAAACUUCAUUACAUCCACAGAGCCGUCUCGAUCACCAUGGAUUCUAAGGGCCGAAAUUUUGGGGUGUUGCAGUCUGAUCCCAAAACCAGCCUGUAUGAAGUGCCCAGUGUUUCCCAGUCCACAUUUUCUCAGCACUUCCAAUGUCUUCUGGCCGAAGCUGAUGAGACUGACAGCAUCCACGACGUGACUCUGCAGGCCGGCGAUCGCACAUUCCCAGCGCACAAAUACAUCCUCUCCAUGAGAUCCGACUUCUUUCGUAGAGCACUUCUGCCGGAGGGCUGCAAAGAAAAUUUUGGAGAUGGUGAGGUGAAGAAGGGUGAAGAUGCUGUGGGCUGUGACCUGCUGGUAUUGGAGAAGGUUCCUCCUGAGAUGCUGGAGCACGCUCUGAACUUCAUCUACACAGACUCCUGUGAGAUGCUGGUGCACGGAGUUAGGCCAAGCGUCCCGCGUUCAAGUCAAGGUUCUGAUGCUGAACAUCCACAGCAACUGAUUCACAGUCUGCAGGUGUUGGGCUUGGAGCACCGCUCCGCUCUGGAGGUUUAUCGCUCUAUUCCUGCUCAGGCCCGGGAGGAAGCAAAUAAACCCAAGAACAAGAGCUUAAAAUCUGGGAAAAAGGGCAAGAGUGGUAGUAUUGGUGAACCUGGACAAAACCCUGUGAAGAUGCUGCAGGGCGUUGCCAAAAAACUGGGCCUGGGGAGUCUGUCAGCACGGCUUGAUGGAGUGAAGUAUGAAAAUGGAAAGAUCAAUGUGGUGCAGAGGAAGACCAGCAACAAGCCACGAUUCAGCCAGAAGAAAAGCUCUUAUCUCUGUGAUGUCACACUGAGGUCUGAAGACGGGAAGGAGUUUCCCUGUCAUAAAUGUGUGCUGUGUGCUCGACUGGAGUACUUCAACAGUAUGCUGGGCAGCCCCUGGAUAGAGGCCACCAGCUGCAGUGCACUAGAUAUGCCCAUCCCCUCUGAGAUCCUACAGGUUAUUUUGGAGUACAUCUACACUGAUGAGUCCACAACUGUCAGAGAGUCUGUGAAUGUGGAGUUUUUGUGUAAUGUGCUGGUGGUGGCUGAUCAGCUGUUGAUCACUCGGCUGAAAGAGAUCUGUGAGGUCGCCAUUACUGAAAACUUGACACUGAAGAACGCAGCAGAAUUACUGGAGUUUGCCACCUUGUACAACGCCGAGCAGCUCAAACUGUCUUGCCAGCAGUUUAUUGUCCUCAACAUGACAGCACUGCUGGAAUACAAAGCUUUGGAGAUCCUGAGCGAUGAUGUUCUGCUUGACCUGACCGCAGCUUACAGAAGAACGAUCCCAGCCAUGCAGAGACGUCUCAUCACGCCGUACUCCAACGCUCCUGAUCUCAGCGCCUAUGAGGAGCGAGAGUGGGACUCUGCCGUGGAUUGUAAAAGCGGCUCUGAUCUGGACCUCUCCAGUGAAAAUCUGCUGAAGAAGGCCAAGAUCAGGGCAAAGAGAAAACCACGACGACGCUCCGACAGCUCCGGUGGAUACAAUCUCUCUGAUAUUAUACGGAGUUCUCCUAUUAAUGUCACGCAGAGCUCGCCCACUUCAGAUUUGAGACAUUCGGUGAAGGCCAGUUCAGUGGAGUCUUUGCAGGAGCUCAUCACAUCUGACUCCGAGGGAAGUUAUAUGGGGGUGGGCAGCCCUAGAGACCUACAGUCACCUGUCUUUCAGGACAGGCCUGAUGCACAGGAUGGUCUGGCCCCAGGAUUAAAGACUCCUCCUGGGACCCCGGUUUUAAAAAAUGGCUCCAUGCCCCUUCAAGCUUCUACUCCUGAACCCAUUCCUAUGGUCAAAGCAAGACCAGCUCCGGUCCUGGACCUCAGGGCUAUCAUGGAGAUGGAGGCCAAUUCAUUGAACCUGGGUGCCACACCUAAAAGUCCCAGCUCAUCAAGCAGCAGCAGUAAAGUAACAGUCACCUCCAGUAAGUUGUCUCAGAAGCAGAGGAAGAUGAUGGCUUUGGCCUCCAGAGAGGGAAGUACAGAGAUCAUGUCUCCUAAAUCUCCCCCAUCUGUUACACCAGUCAAACCCGUGAAGGCCUGGUCAACAGCAGCGGUUCAGUCUCCACCCUCUUCCUGUUCCUUUCGGGAUCUUUUAGUGGAGGAGGAGAGACUUGGGAAACCCUCUCCAGUUUCUCCAGUGACCCCUAGGAGUCCAGUGGCUGCUGCGGGAGCUGCCAUAUGUGCCAAAAGAGUGACGUUUAAAUGUGCCGAGAGCAGCGACACGGAGAAACCAGCGGGGCCUUGGGUGCUGCGGGCGGUGGGCAGCCCACCCUCCACCUCUACUGUUACAUUUGCAUCCAUUGUGGAAGAGGAGAGAAAACAGGAAGCUGCGCUGAUCCGAAGCCGUGAGAAACCGCUAGCGCUCAUUCAGAUUGAAGAACGAGCCAUUCAAGACCUGUUACUCCAUUACCAAGCCAUUAAUAAUCCAGAGGAGCUGAUCGUGGUGGAGAGAUCCCCUCAAGGUCCAAUCGCCAUCCCCACCUGGAACAAACACUGAUAUAAACGCUCACGCACGCUCCAUUUGCAAGCCGUGUCCUAUUUUCCCACCUUAUUCUCAUUUGCUGCUUGCCAAUUUAUUUUGAUUUGCUUUUUUUCUGGGCUAUGCUGUUCUCCUUUUAAGGGAAAAGACUGGAAUAUCAGGUGGACUCGAUCAUGCUAAUCAGAGAGGAUUUGCCAAAUGAUUUGUUUUUUUAUAUAUAUAUAACCCAAUGUUGAAAUGAUAUGCGUAUCCCGGGUUGUGUGUAUCUGAGAAAUAACACUGUCUACAGCACAAACUCCUCUAACACAUUGUAACAAUAUGAAGAAACUUCAGUCAGCCAUAAAAGCAAUAAAGAUUUUAUUUGGCUGCACUCAAGGGCUGUUUGAAGGAGCUGCUGCUUAUAAAUUCAUUGUUGUGCACAGGACGUUAAAGACAGAUUUACAAAUCUGCAUUUAAUGUAACGUAUCAUUCAGUCUUCAUAAAAUAUCACGCUGCUUUUUUUGGCUGUGGAUAUAAUGGUAGUUUUUUUUUGUGACUGUCAGAUCGUGACUGGUACUACAGGCAGUAUUGUCAUUGAAAUACUUUUGUUUCAUUUGCUGAAUGUUAAGAUCUUUGUGGUGGCAUGCAAUAAAAAGAUGAAUAUGUG
Messenger RNA from Misgurnus anguillicaudatus (oriental weatherfish), 5308 nucleotides. It is a transcript of the gene ibtk, whose product is annotated as inhibitor of Bruton agammaglobulinemia tyrosine kinase. The record is from RefSeq and is a predicted model, not a curated record. NCBI's taxonomy places the organism in Eukaryota, Metazoa, Chordata, Actinopteri, Cypriniformes, Cobitidae. Gene Ontology annotation, biological process: negative regulation of protein phosphorylation. Gene Ontology annotation, cellular component: cytoplasm; nucleoplasm. Gene Ontology annotation, molecular function: protein tyrosine kinase inhibitor activity; protein kinase binding.